UAUCCUGUGGCUGAGAGCUGGGCAGGGAGAAUCAACAUGGUGAUCCAUCAAUCUUCCUGGAAAGGGAAAGGGCUAAGGGGCAAAUUUUUGACAGAAAGGGGAAUUCUCCAUGGAAACCACAUCCUCCUGUGUUUGACGUCAGCCUAGGGCUUUUAUAAAAGGAGCCAGCAUGUGCCAGAAAGCAGGGCAGUGUGCAGGCUGAGUCUGGUGGGACGCUCGGAAAAGCUUCUCACAGCCACCACUUCUCCUGCUCCGCUGACCCACGCCUGGAGAUGUUCGCCAGCUCCGUUGUCCUUCCUGCCGUGUGCCUGACAUGGCUAAUGGUGAUAGUGGGAGGCAGACCCAGCCUCCAGCCGAGCCAGCAGCCACUGAGCGAGAAGGGAGUGGUGCUCCGACCCCCAGUGGAGGACACAUUACUCCGAUCCGUGCGUCAGGCUGCGGCGUCAGACACACUUGACCCUUGGGGCUGGGCUCGAUUCCUCGAAGUCACCAACAAGCACAAGGGUUCCCGCAGCCGGAGCAGGAAGGGCUCGUCCAAGGGCUGCUUCGGCCUCAGGCUGGACAGGAUUGGAUCCAUGAGCAAGUUCGGCUGCUGAGCACCAGCAGUAGAGUGAGGAAUUCAUGAAAAUCUCUGCCAUGGACUUCAGCAGGAGUUUCGGAAUCUGGCUGACCCCUGGUGCCAAUCUUGGACCAGAUCGAUACAACGGGAGUCAUUUGUCAAUUAGAUGACUGUUGUGUGUGUGUGCGUGUGUGUGUGUGUUUGUUUAUUCGAGUUGCCUGUUCUGGACACGUGGUCUGUGUUCUAUCGUUAUUUAUGUAUCAAAUAUUUAUGGUUAUUUAUAAAAUUCCUGCAAUCACUGUG
This is a messenger RNA of Hypanus sabinus (Atlantic stingray), 862 nucleotides long. Its product is annotated as C-type natriuretic peptide 2-like. The coding region runs from base 273 to 596 and encodes 107 amino acids. NCBI's taxonomy places the organism in Eukaryota, Metazoa, Chordata, Chondrichthyes, Myliobatiformes, Dasyatidae. The transcript is spliced from 3 exons. Gene Ontology annotation, molecular function: hormone receptor binding; hormone activity. Gene Ontology annotation, cellular component: extracellular region. The record is from RefSeq and is a predicted model, not a curated record.